Messenger RNA from Anopheles bellator, 1453 nucleotides. RefSeq lists its product as uncharacterized. Lineage: Eukaryota; Metazoa; Arthropoda; Insecta; Diptera; Culicidae. The record is from RefSeq and is a predicted model, not a curated record. The coding region runs from base 770 to 1282 and encodes 170 amino acids. The transcript has 3 exons. Gene Ontology annotation, molecular function: oxygen binding; heme binding.
UUGUCCGAGAGAUCGAGCGGGUGAAUGAGAAAGAGAGUGCUCGAGAGAAAUGGUGUUUGGUAUGCCGGCCAGUUCCGGUUGGCGUGAGUGAAAUGGCACAUCGAAAGCCGAGCCACCGACGGAACGUGUUCGGCAAGUGAGCGAUUGGCGUACUGUGGGCACGGCCAAGAAAACAAGCGCGAAAAUCGACUUCCCACCAGAAAGCAACAAGUUUUUGCCGAGUUAGGAAGGGCCUUUGUUUUGGUUUUUCCCAACUGACAGCUGGUGGCUGUACCGUGCUCCGUCGGUCGCCUGCUCUUUCCCCGGCCGCUUGGCCCACUGCUCCAUCGCUCGUGCCGUUGCUGGUGCGCGUGGCGACUGGGUGAGAGUGUAUGGCCUCCAUCGUCUUGGUUGCAUGUGUGUGGUCAGCGUAAACCGGUCAGCGGUUGCAUCGUGGCCAGAGUGUUGGUACAGUGUUUUGAUAGUUUUUUGACAGAACAAAACCGCCACGAAAUCGUCGACAGUUUUCCAAUACCUCCUGUUGCCGUGUUGCGUGGCACAAAAAAAAAGCGAGACAUCCUGCUCCUUGUUUGUGUCGAUGGGUGCCUGUGGUUGCCCGGUUCCAAUCGGAGUUGGCUGUGAAGCGGCAGUUGUCUUUCGUGGUUGAACCAGUUGUUGCUGUGAGUAAGAGAUUUCGGUGUUACCUUUUCGGUGCUCUCCAGGAAUCAGGGCAGGAAGUGGAAACCGGGGCAAGGCGCCGCGAACGAAACAAAAAUAAAUAGAAAAAGAAAUGUCAGGACCCACUUCGUUAGUCGGAGCGGAAGAGGAUGAGCAAACCAAUUACGACACACCGGACGAGACCGGCCUUACGAAGUCGCAGAAGGUGGCCCUGACGGCGGCGUGGAGUAUCGUGAAGAAGGAUUUGGUCACGCACGGGCGCAAUAUCUUCGUGAUCUUCUUCGAGGAGUACCCGCAGUAUCUGGACUACUUUGAUUUCUCGGCCUCUGAAACGGUGAGCCCGGAUCUGGGCGAAAAUCGUUCCCUCCACGCGCACGCUAUCAAUGUGAUGAACUUCAUCGGUACCCUGAUCGACUACGGGCUGAAAGAUCCGUCAUUGAUGAAGUGUAGCCUGGCGAAGCUCGUCCGGAACCACCGGAGGCGCAACGUGUCGAAGGAGGACGUGGGUGCCGUCGGAGGUGUCAUUAUGCGCUACUGUUUGAACGCCCUGGAAGAGCAUAAAACGAAGACACUAGAGGAAGCGUUCGAGGCAUUCCUUGGCACCGUAGCGGCUGCAUUCGAGUGAGACCAAUCGCAGAUGCUGGAACCUGGAGUAAGAUCAUCAUCAGUAUCAUCUUCACUGUCAUCGACGCCCACCGUUAGCCCAUCGUACACCACCUAAGGAGCCUGGGUGAAUGCCGCCGAGCACUUCCCGCGUUUCCGAGAAGCUAGACUCGGGCCUAAGCAGCAAUAGUGC